GGCGGGGGGGCAUCUAUAAUAAGAUUCUUGUACGUAUUCUGCAUCGGCUUCGUUCCCCGGUUCGUUUGAGGCCUCUCGCUGGAAUCAGCAUAAUUCUCCAGAAUAUAUUUACAGGAAAUUAAAGCGAUGGCUGCAGUUGUGGAGUUUGAGGAUCAGCAACUCGUGAACGACAUCUUAGAUCUAUCUAUUCAAGACCAGACUAACAUGAAGAGCAUAUCUGAGGAAAAGCACGAAGUUGAUUGCGAGAGUAACCAUCACGGUGUGUGUGCUAUCUGUUUGAAUAAGAUAGUGCUUCAAGAAACUGCUCUUGUUAAAGGUUGCGAGCAUGCCUACUGUGUGACAUGCAUCCUUCGGUGGGCAACCUACAAAAAGGAACCAACAUGCCCUCAGUGUAAACAUCCAUUUGAGUUUCUCCACGUCCAUCGCUCACUUGAUGGAAGCAUUCAGGAUUACAUGUUUGAGGAGAGUGUGUGCCUUCUCCUCAGAGCAUCAUGGUUCAAGCCCCUGAUUGUGGAGGAAAAAAAAGAAGUUGAUGAUAGCAUGGAUUAUCUUUAUGCAUAUGAGGAUGAAGAUGAAGAACUAGAAAACUUCUAUUUUACUAGUUCAUCCCAUCUCCGAAUAAGCAACCGGAGAUGGGGAGACAAUGGAUAUGUCAGGGCAGGAAGGCAAGAAGCAAUGCCUGUUCCUCGAGCAAAUUCCCAGUACGUAGGUGCUGGCUCGUCACGCAGGACUAAGAAGAAAGAGGCUGAUGCUGCUCCUAAAGAAGCUGUAGGCCGGCGUGCAAAGAGGGCACUCAAGCGCGAAGCUGCUGAUAAGGCGGCUGCUGAAAAGCACCAGCAGCAUUUGGUGAGGUUGGGCCGGACGUGAGUUCUGCUCCUCUCUCUAAACUAAAGAUCAUGACUUAAUGUAUCGCCACUGUAGUUUCUCGUUUCUCUCGACUCUCGACUGUAAGAUAAUGACACAGUUUAGAUGCUGCAUUGUCUAAAUGGGAUGAGCCAUGUUCGUGCCCUGUUAUAUCUUUCAGAGAUAUAAAUUUAUGACAAUGGGAAAGCAAGUUUCUUAUUUCCAUCAUUAAUGUAUAUUGUUAAGUGAUUUUUAAUGAUUUAGCUUGCAGAGUGAUUGUUUCCAAUCCAGUUGUUCUAUGGUCCUAACGUUGUGAUAGCAUACCUGGAGGAUUUCACAGAGUUGUAAUUUGUACUCUUGUUUGAUUUUUC
Molecule: messenger RNA, 1214 nt
Organism: Nicotiana attenuata
Lineage: Eukaryota; Viridiplantae; Streptophyta; Magnoliopsida; Solanales; Solanaceae
Exons: 5
Coding region: 127-867 (246 amino acids)
Source: RefSeq, a predicted model, not a curated record